Carcharodon carcharias (great white shark) is the source of this 348-nucleotide messenger RNA. Its product is annotated as cysteine-rich and transmembrane domain-containing protein 1-like. The record is from RefSeq and is a predicted model, not a curated record. Lineage: Eukaryota; Metazoa; Chordata; Chondrichthyes; Lamniformes; Lamnidae. Gene Ontology annotation, cellular component: extracellular exosome.
UCACAGAAGCACUUCAGUUUAGCAUCCUAAAUGAACAAGAACCCACCAUCUUAUCCUGAGCCAGGCCCAACUGGUCCAUAUCCAGCUUAUCCACAACACCAUGGUACAGGCCCUAAUGCUGCUUACCCUGGUUAUCCACCUCCUCCAGGAGGACAACCUGUGCAUCAAGGUUAUCCACAAUAUGGCUGGCAGAAUGUACCUCCUCAACCAGAAUGGUUUACACAGGUGCUCCAAAAAAGCACAGUUUACGUUGUAGAAGAUCGCAGAAGGGAGGACACUGGAGAUACAUGCUUGACAGCAUGCUGGACUGCCCUCUGCUGCAGUUGCCUUUGGGAUAUGUUGACUUAA